AACCGUGGGAAACUUUAGUUUCCAGGGCAUUUAAGUCGCCCUCAUUAACCCUCAUUAAUGUUUUUAGUGUUUUAAUUUUGUUUUUUUUUACACCAGACAGUAACACACUAACCUUUAAUAUCACUUGUUGCUUUUAUUGCCACCCCCCCACACACACACACACACACACACACACAGCUGAUGAUGGGGAAGCUGUUUUAGCUGCCAGCGGCUACGGAACUUAGCAUCGGCAGCUAGCCGGUUUAAAGCUGCCUGCGAGGACCUCCGACGUGAUAGCUAACCGUGUUAUGAACGUGUUGUUGUUGUUGUUGUUGUUGUUGUUGUUUUCAGACUGUGUGUAUUUGCGGGUCAUGUGACCGUCUGUGCUUCACCACGCGCUGUCGGUUGUUCGCUCAACUUGUGCUCGCGGAUCCGAGCUAACCGGAGCUAACACGGCGAGCUAACGGCGGCUAGCUGCGUGAGCUCGCUGUGUUAGUGUGUUUGUGUGUUGACUUCUUCGUUCUGGCUCGGGUGUGUUUGGAUGCCUCCACCUAUGCGAGCCCUGGAUGAGAACUGGACCUGAGCCUCGGGCUGUCUGUGAUGUCCAGAGCUUUUCUCCUCGCAUCACCUGACCCCUCCUGAUCCAUUUAACCAGCUAUAUAUUCUUUGUCCCAUACCAAUCCCUCCUCUCUGCUUGGCAACACUAUGAUAAUUUACACUGACCCCACCCGGCCCACUGGGAUAAGAAUCCCCCAAAACCAAGCUCUCCAAAUGAUAUGAUAGUAGCCGCCUGGAUCACUUUCUGUGCCUGCAGGAGCCUUGCACAGGUUCUGCUCUUCCUUUCGUCCUCAAACUCCCUCCCUCCAUUCUGGGAGACCCUCGCCAGUGUGGUCUCCGGCACUGGAACCAUGGGUAACAGCUGUGUGUGCCGGGAGGAUAGUGAUUUGGAGGACCAUCACCAUGGGUCGUCAAGGGCGACGCGAGGACAAGCUCGGCGGGUGGAUCACGGUACAGGUGCUGGUGUUGACGCCGGAGAGCCUCGGAGCAGUCGACCCAGGGACCCGGUCAGGCCCCCACGCCGAGGACGAGGCCCCCAUGAGCCAAGACGGAAGAAGCAGAAUGUGGACGGCCUGGUGCUGGACACGCUGGCUGUCAUCAGGACACUGGUAGACAAUGACCAAGAGCCCCCUUACUCCAUGAUCACUUUGCACGAGAUGGCAGAAACAGAUGAUGGUUGGCUGGAGGUUGUCCAGUCUCUUAUUCGAGUGAUCCCAUUGGACGAUCCGCUUGGCCCUGCAGUGAUCACCCUUCUAUUAGACGAGUGUCCCCUGCCCACCAAGGAUGCUCUCCAGAAACUCUCUGACAUGUUGAGUUUGAGUUCGGCUGUAGCACGACAGGACGCCCUGAACCCUGCUAAACACAGAAACACCACAGCCGUCCUGGGAUGCCUGGCAGAGAAACUGGCUGGUCCGGCCAGUAUUGGAUUGUUGAGCCCUGGAACCCUUGAGUACCUUCUAGAGAGUCUGAGCUCUGAGGCCCACCCUACUGUCAUGCUGUUUGCCCUCAUCGCUUUGGAGAAGUUCUCCCAGACCAGUGAGAAUAAACUGACGGUGUCUGAGUCUUGUAUCAGCAAGCGACUCGCUGUUCUGGAGUCGUGGGCAGAGCAGCCCGACUACCUGAAGAGGCAGGUUGGAUUCUGCUCGCAGUGGAGCCUUGACAACCUGUUCCUAAAGGAAGGCCGUCAGUUCACCUACGAGAAGGUCAACCUCACCAAUAUCAACGCCAUGCUCAACAGCAACGACGUCAGCGAGUACCUCAAGAUCUCCCCCACUGGACUGGAGGCACGAUGUGAUGCCUCAUCCUUUGAGAGCGUGCGUUGUACAUUCUGCGUGGAUUCAGGCGUUUGGUACUACGAGGUGACGGUCAUUACGUCAGGAGUGAUGCAAAUCGGAUGGGCCACCAAGGACAGCAAGUUCCUCAACCAUGAGGGUUAUGGGAUAGGAGACGAUGAAUACUCAUGUGCGUAUGAUGGCUGCAGGCAGCUCAUCUGGUACAACGCUCGCAGUAAACCUCACGCUCACCCCUGCUGGAAGGAGGGAGAUGCCAUUGGCUUCCUGUUGGACCUCAGCAAGAAGCAGAUGAUCUUCUAUCUGAACGGACAUCAGCUGCCGCCAGAGAAACAAGUCUUCUCCUCGGCCACGUCCGGUUUCUUUGCAGCAGCCAGCUUUAUGUCAUACCAGCAGUGUGAGUUUAACUUUGGGGCCAAGCCUUUCCGUCACCCACCUUCUGUCAAGUUCAGCACCUUCAACGACUUUGCUUCACUGAUGCCCAGUGAAAAGAUCAUCCUACCCAGACACCGGCGUCUGGCCUUACUAAAGCAGGUUAGCAUCCGAGACAACUGCUGCACGCUGUGUUGUGACGUCAUGGCUGACACGGAGCUGCGGCCCUGUGGACAUGGUGGUAUGUGUAUGGAGUGUGCCUUACAGUUAGAGACGUGCCCCCUGUGCCGCCAGGACAUCCAGACCCGCGUCAGACUCAUUGCACAUGUCUCCUGACACACUUCCUGCCCCUCGUCCAAUAAGGAGAGACACACAAGCCCUAAGACCUCCUCCUCUAAUCCCCUCUCACCCAACAGGGCUGCGAGGACGGCACCACAAUGUUGCGAUGAUACCAGAACUGUGACUUCUGGUAAGAGGAGGCGAAGAUGAGAGGAGAGGUGGAAAGAGAGGAGAUGAGAGGAGGUGAAUUUAAAACCACAGCUGGAUCCCUGGGAUCUUUCCCCUCAUUUACCUACAUCUCCUCUUGUGUAUCCUUCUGACAACUCACUGCAGAAGCUGGGCCAAGAAUUGUCAACUUUCUACCAACUGUUUGUUUUCCAUACAGCAGAAGUGAGGAGCAGAAACAAUUUAAGCAUAUUACAAACAGAACCAACCUCUCAUCUGUAAGCCCCUGCGUAGAGUUACCAGACAUCCUUUCUGUGAUAUGAGGAUCCCACUGCGCUUUCAGCCCAGAGGCUACUACUAUUUAAUCCCAUCACCAUCAUCAUGCACAUGUCUGCAGAUCUGUAAGGGCUGGGUAGCAGAAAUGGACACAGCCUGUAGUACAGUAUUAAACCCAAGGUACAGAUAAAUCUGAGAUGUAUCUCACUCUCAUGUUUUUGGGUAUAGAAAUGCAAAUGAUGGUGAUCUUGAGGUAGCAUUUUCAUUCUCUUUUUCUCAAGCUUGUACCAGUACCUAUCGUUUGGUCCAACUUGGUGUCAGACAGCUUAAAAGUUUCAGAAUUAUUCCCAGAGUUCAGUUUUCUGAUUUGGUUUUACAAAAGCAGAUGUUAAAAAUCAAAUCAUGGGUUACACAGACAACUGGUUAAAAAAAACAAAAAAACAACCCAAAAUACUUGAAUCUGUAUUAGAACUAAUUGAUUUACAGCACGGCUGACCCCUGCUGCUUUUUGUGAUUUAUCAUCUUUGCUCAGAUGUUGAUAUUUCCUCAGUCUCAGUCAUGUAUGUAACUACCACAACAAAUAAAUACACAGGGAUUAGAAUUUACAGAGUGUUUCGUCUGUAAAUUAAAUCAUGUUUUUUUUUUUUUUUAAUUUCUCCAAUUAUAAGUGGGGGUUAUGUACAACUGAAUUCCCACCACCACUUUCUGAAUUUAUAUUGAGAUUUGCCCGAUUGCUGCUAAUAAUUUGGCAGCAAAAAGUGAAUAUGUCUUAAUUUUUUUCUUUUUUUGGGGGGGUUUGUUUUUGGAGAAACGCGCGUGUGUCUGUAUCAAGACGACUAUUUUCAAUCCACAAGAUGUGAUUUAAAUUUUGUAUCGUAAAAUGAUGGCAAACACAAAUGUGGAAACUUGGUUGAGAGGUACAACAGGUUUAUGUUGAUUGACAUUGUUGUUUUAGCUGAUCAGUAAAUCGUUUAAAACAAAUGUGAAAUGUUUAAGUGAAUCGUUUUUGGUUUUUUUCCUCUCAUCAGUUUACUAAAUAUCCCAGAGUCAUUCUUUAGAUGUUGUUGGCAUCUUGACAUCCAUUAGCAAAAGACGCUAACCACAGCACAAUGACAUGACCUUAAACAGUGUGGGCUUCAGUACCCCAGACAAAUGUGUAUUUAUGUUUCACUUCCAACAAAUCUCAGCACACUUACCGGGGUUUCCUGCAUACAGAAUUUGUUGGACUGAGUCAAAUUUGGUUUCCCUCUUUUGUGCUUUAUAUAAUAGAGCACAUACCUCUGCUCUCCUUUUGCCAUUUUCCCACAUCUUUCUCCCUUCUGUCUUUAUAAGAACCUCAUGGGUCUGUCUGUCCUUCUGUCCAUCCUUUACUUGAAGCAUCUCUGGGCUGACUGACUGACUGAUAUUUGUAUUUUGGGAACAGCUGACCGAAAUGAAAACAUAAGAGAAAUUGUGAUUCAAGAGAAAAUUCUAUUUGUACAAUUUUAAAAGAAAGGAGGAAAAAAAAAAAGACAUUUCAAAUUAUCACACUGACUUAUUUUGAAUUUAUUUUGGUCAAAUUGUUUAGGAAAGAGUUACUGCUCCACCAAAUUGCAUGAACAGGAUCUGUAAAAAUCAUUCAGACUAUACUGGAAUGAUUUCUAAAACAUGCAUCUCUCAGUAUGACAAAAGAUUGGUCUGGUCACUGUUUGCUAUCAUUAUUUCCUGAUGCACCUUAUACAUGCAGGUGAGAGAAAUUAUACGGUUCUCUCUACGGUUGGAGAUGGAUUUCAGGAUUGUAAAGAAUAAAUUGUGAGUUGUAUUUAAAAAAACAUCUUUAAAGGAAUUUUGCCCCAGAGUUCCCAAAGAUGUGAUUGAUUGAAGAAUUGUUGUUUCCUGGAUUGUGAUAUUUGUAAUAAAUGUAUGUGUGACA
Dicentrarchus labrax (European seabass) is the source of this 4830-nucleotide messenger RNA. It is a transcript of the gene rspry1, whose product is annotated as ring finger and SPRY domain containing 1. Lineage: Eukaryota; Metazoa; Chordata; Actinopteri; Moronidae. The transcript has 15 exons. The coding region runs from base 756 to 2534 and encodes 592 amino acids. The record is from RefSeq and is a predicted model, not a curated record. Gene Ontology annotation, cellular component: cytoplasm. Gene Ontology annotation, molecular function: protein binding; ubiquitin-protein transferase activity.